Vigna umbellata (rice bean) is the source of this 1376-nucleotide messenger RNA. RefSeq names its product cysteine proteinase mucunain-like. The record is from RefSeq and is a predicted model, not a curated record. Lineage: Eukaryota; Viridiplantae; Streptophyta; Magnoliopsida; Fabales; Fabaceae. Gene Ontology annotation, biological process: proteolysis. Gene Ontology annotation, molecular function: cysteine-type peptidase activity.
CCCACUCCUGCAAUCACCAAAAAUAUCGAAACAAAAAAAGAAAAUGCAGACAAGUAGAUCUUCCGCGCCUACGAUCCUCAUCGUGCUCUUCACGGUCUUCACAGUGUCUUCCGCGUUGGACCUGUCCAUAAUCUCAUACGACAGAACCACCUACGCCGACAAGACAGCCCGGAGAAGCGACAAGGAGGUGAGAACCAUAUACGAGGAGUGGCUUGUGAAGAAUGGCAAGCUGCAUACCACCCUCGACCAGAAAGAGAAGAGGUUUCAGAUUUUCAAAGACAACCUCAAGUUUAUCGACGACCACAAUGCUGAAAACCGGACAUACAGGGUUGGACUGAACCGGUUCGCCGAUCUUAGCAACGAUGAAUACCGGUCCAAGUACCUGACAACCAAGAUUAACCCCCUGAGGAUGAUGGCAAAGCCAAGUAACCGUUACGCUGGGCGCGUGGAUGACAACUUGCCGGAAUCUGUUGAUUGGAGGAAAGAAGGUGCUGUGGUGAGAGUCAAAGACCAAGCAGAGUGCGAUGGUUGCUGGGCAUUCUCAGCAAUUGCCGCAGUGGAAGGGAUUAACAAGAUAGUAACAGGCAAUCUAACUGCAUUAUCAGAGCAAGAACUGUUGGACUGUGACAGAACAGUAAACGCAGGUUGUAGUGGCGGACUUGUGGACUAUGCCUUCGAGUACAUUAUAAACAAUGGUGGCAUUGACACCGAAGAUGAUUACCCCUUUCAAGGCGCUGAUGGUAUAUGCGAUCAAUAUAAGCAAAAUGCUAGAGCUGUUACAAUUGAUGGUUAUGAACGUGUUCCUGCCUAUGAUGAGUUAGCCUUGAAAAAGGCAGUAGCAAAUCAACCGGUGAGCGUUGCCAUUGAAGCAUAUGGCAGAGAGUUUCAGUUAUAUGAAUCUGGUAUAUUCACAGGAACAUGUGGUACUUUUAUCGAUCAUGGUGUAGCAGCUGUUGGUUACGGCACAGAAAAUGGAACUGACUAUUGGAUCGUGAAGAAUUCAUGGGGUGAGAAAUGGGGAGAAGCAGGUUAUGUAAGAAUGGAACGCAAUAUAGCAGAAGACACUGCAGGGAAGUGCGGAAUUGCGAUUCUGUCACUCUAUCCCAUAAAGAGUGGCCAAAAUCUCUCAAACCCUGUCAACCCACUGGGAAUUUACAUGUAGGAACAAGAUGAACUUAAGCAAACGAUGACCAACUUAGUUCUCAUUUUCGAUUUUUUUAUCUUUCUGUGAAAAAAACAAACACCACAAAAUGUUUUGGCAUAGGAAUACCGCACGGCGAAUUAAUGGUAUGCCAUUUCACUCUACUGUUGGAUGAUGCAUCAUUAUAUGUGAUAGAAAUCUGAAUCAGCAAACAUGCGUUGCUUAUUAUUAGUUU